Aspergillus pseudoviridinutans is the source of this 786-nucleotide messenger RNA. RefSeq lists its product as uncharacterized. The record is from RefSeq and is a predicted model, not a curated record. Lineage: Eukaryota; Fungi; Ascomycota; Eurotiomycetes; Eurotiales; Aspergillaceae. Bases 1 to 786 code for a protein of 261 amino acids. The transcript has a single exon.
AUGGACAGUAGAGCCGGUCGGCCCGCGAGCAAUACCGAUCAUGAAACUUCCGCAGACCAAGAAGAGAGCAUUGAGAGAUCUUCGAUACGUGAAAUACCUGACAAUGAAAGUCAAAAUAGCGAGCGUACUGACGGGUCAUUCGCUGUGAAUUCAGUCCAUGGGCGCGCGGAGUCGCUUGGUGCAAACAGUCCGACUGGACGGGAGUCGGGCGACGAGACGACCACGAACGAUGAAGAGGCCGCAAGCCUCGGCGUAUCUCAAUCCCGCGAACAGAAUACUGAUGAUGGCGAGGGUGAUGGUUCGGCCGGGGACGGCCUAUCCGAAAUUUCAGACGAAGGUGAAGCUAAUAGCCACGGGCUGGAUCACGAGAUGAUGGAAGCUAUUAUAAGAGCCGCGGUAGAAACUGGGAAUGAUGCGGAUUACGAUCAGUAUACGGUUUCCAGCGGCUACUUGAACGAAGUAACCGAAUCCGGCAGCGACGAUGGCCGAGAUGGAGAUGCCAAUCCGGGCACGGCAAGCGGGACAACCAAUGUUGUUCAGCUUUUGGAGCACCCACCCAGCGGAGAUCUCUCGGAAGCUAUAUCAGAUCACCAUAUCGAGCGAGUGGAAGAGCUUCUAGCCUGUGAUCCGGAGUUAUCGAAUUCAAGAGCCUUGGUUGAACUUGAUGACGAGUGGCAAGAAGCCUUUAUAACGCCGCUAUGUUUGGCCGUGGCCCACCGUCAACCUCGCAUCGUGGAGGCCCUCUUGAAUAUGGGCCGGAGGUCGAUGCAUUCUCCACUCAUAUAG